GCAGCAGUUUAAAGCAACAUCAGAUUGCUCUACCAACAUGAACCACUUCUUUGGGUAGCAUACUGAGGGGUUAUUUGAUUGCAGCGCCUUCUGUUUUCCGAUCUGGUUUAGAGGAAGCUAUUAGCGUGACCAUCUUUAACUCAGUCAAGGAAACAACAGUCCAGAUUCAACUCGUGGUCAAAGGAGAAACGGUAGCACGGGCCCAUGGAGCAGUCCUAGAAGCCUCCAUGUUUCCACUGAAGGAGUUUUAUGUAGAAUAAGAGGAUGUGGUUGAACAUGAGGAAGAAUAUGACUACUCUCCAAAAACAUCAGAGACCCUGCCUUAUUCUACCCUGAUCCAAGUCUCCCUUCUUCAAGAUCCAUCAUGGAGAUGUUCUUCCUUAUUAAGAGAGAUAAAGGGACAAUCAAGCUUAAGGUGCCUUCAGGGCUUCGUGGACAAGCACAUUUAAAAGUCUGGGGCAACCGGCACCUGACAGAGAGAGGUUACAUUUUUCACAACUAUACCACAGUAACCAUUGAUAGCAAAGGGUCAUCAGUAUUCAUCCAGACUGACAAACCUGUCUACAAACCCAAGCAGAAAGUGCUGAUAAACUUGUUUAUGGUCACUUCUGACCUGAGACCAAUCAAUGACAAGAUUGAAGCAUAUGUAGUGGACCCUCGGGGAUCUCGCAUGAUAGAAUGGAGCAAUUUGAAGCCAUUUUGUUGUGGCAUUGUAAAUAUGAGUUUCCCCUUGUCUGAUCAACCAGUGUUUGGUGAAUGGUUCAUCUUUGCUGAAAUGCAAGGGCAAACAUACAACAAAUCCUUUGAAGUUCAGAAAUAUGUCCUACCAAAGUUUGAGCUCCUGAUUGACCCACCUCGCUAUAUCCGAGAUCUUACGACUUGUGAAAAGGGGAUUGUUCAUGCUAGAUACACAUUUGGAAAACCAGUGACAGGAAAGUUAACAGUCAAUAUGACUAUAAAUGGAGUGGGGUACUACAGGCAUGAAGUUGGACACCCCGUCCUCAAAACCACUGAGAUUGAUGGUUCUGCUGUUUUCGACAUAUGUGUGAAAGACAUGAUGCCAGCUGAUGUCCCAGAGCACUUUCGAGGCACUGUCAGCAUCUGGGCCACAGUAACUAGCUCUGAUGGAAGCAAGCAGGUCACAUUUGAUGACUCGACACCGGUUCAGAAACAGCUGAUUGACAUCAAGUAUACCAAGGAUACAAGGAAACAGUUCAAACCUGGCUUGCCCUACAAAGGGAAGGUAGAAAUCACUUACCCUGACGGGAGCCCAGCUGGCGGUGUCACAGUCCGAAUCAAAGCUGAGCUAACGCCAAAGGACAACGUUUACACAAGUGAGCUGAUGUCCAGCAAUGGCUUGGUAGAGUUUGAAAUCCCCUCCAUUCCUACAGCUGCCCAAUACGUCUGGCUGGAGACUAAAGUGACAGCAAUUGAUGGAAAACCUGCAGGGGAUCAGUAUCUGCCAAACUACUUGUCUAUAAGCAGCUGGUACUCACCUAGUAAGUGCCACAUCCAGCUCCAAGCACCAAAUAAACCUUUCCAGGUGGGAGAGGAGGCCCGGAUUGGAGUGAAGUCUACAUGCCCUUGUAAUUUCACUCUACACUAUGAAGUGGCAUCGCGAGGUAACAUUGUCCUUUCAGGGCUGCAGCCUAGUAACAUCACCCAGCAAAGGAGCAAAAGAGCCACCUUUGAUAAGAGCAUCCAUGUCACUCAUGUCCCAGGAACAGCACCUACCACCCCCCCUACAGCAGAGGUUGAAGUCUGCAUGACCUUCCUCCAUUUCUCAGUAGCUCAUAACAUGGCUCCUCUGGGCCGUCUACUGGUAUAUUACGUCAGGGAAAAUGGAGAAGGGGUCACAGACAGUCUUCAGUUUGCUGUCAAGUCCUCCUUUGAAAACCAGGUUUCGGUGGCACUUUCAACAAAUGAGACCAGGCCUGGUGAUGUCGUGCACAUCAAAGUUAAAGCUGUGACAGGAAGCUGUGUCUGCAUUGCAACCGUGGAUAAGAGCGUCUACCUUCUUAAGACAGGUUUUCAGCUGACCUCUACUCAGGUUUUCCAGGAGCUUGCAGAGUAUGAUGUGUCAGAUGCCUUUGGGACUCCCAAGGAGGAAGGGCACUUCUGGUGGCCAGGCAUGUCUUCACGCAGGCGCCGUCGCUCCUCUGUCUUCCCCUGGCAUUGGGAUAUCACCAAAGAUGCCCGCUUUGCAUUUACGGAAACAGGUUUGGUUGUAAUGACUGACUUGGUCAGUUUAAACCACAGACAGAAUGGAGGCAUGUACACGGAUGAGGCUGUGCCAGCCUUUCAGCCCCACACUGGAACACUGGUAGCUACCAUGCAUUCUAAGAUUGUACCAAGGUCAGAGAAGAAAAAAAGAACAUUCUUCCCUGAAACAUGGAUUUGGCACUGCCUCAACAUCAGUGACACCUCAGGAGAAGCGCAGCUACAUGUGGAAGUGCCUGACUCAAUAACUACAUGGAUAACAGAGGCCGUGGGCCUGUCUGAGGACAAGGGGCUAGGCCUAGCCAAUCAAACAGAACUGAAAACAUUCAAAUCUUUCUUCAUUGAUUUCACCUUGCCCUAUCGUGUCAUUCGUGGGGAGCAGACCAAAAUCCCGCUUACAGUCUACAAUUACCUGGCUGUCUGUGUAGAGGUUCAUGUGAAGAUCUCUGUUCCAAAAGGCAUAAAGUUUGUUGGACAUCCAGGUAAACAUCAUCUGACAAGAAAGAAGUGUGUAGCCCCUGGAGAGGCCAAACCCACCUCCAUAGUCUUGUCCUUCAGUGAGCUUGGGUUAAGCAACAUCACAGCAAAAGCCUUUGCUUAUGGUGGAACAAAUUGUUGUCAACAAGGGCUACAAACCUCAAAGAAUGGCAAGCACAUAGAGGACAGUUCCAUGGAUACAAGGACCCCAGUCGGGGUAGAUUAUGUUCGUAGCAGUGUAAUAAUUGAGCCAGAAGGACUGUCCAGAGAAUAUACUUACAGCGUGUUCUUCUGUCCUAAUGAGAAAAUUCAUAUUUCUACACCUAACAAAUAUGAAUACCAAUACAUGCAGAAGCCUUCUUGGAUGACACACUUCGACAUUGCUGUGAAAGCUCACAAUAAUGCUCACUUGGCCUUGUCCUCUGGCCCACAUGACAUGGCAGAGAUGACUGAGAUAGUCAUUGGUGGGCAUCAAAAUACAAAAACAUGGAUUUCCGCCAGUAAAAUGGGUGAACCAGUGGUCAGUGUGGACACAGCUGGUAUCCUCUCUUGGGAUGAAUUCCGAAGCUUCUGGAUCAGCUGGAAAAAUGGAAUUAUCCAGGUUGGCCACGGUACUCAGAUGCUAAAUGAAUCUAUUAUAGUGGAGUGGGCCGUCCCGAAACAGCCCGAGGUGAAGUACAUUGGAUUCUCCACAGGCUGGGGAUCAAUGGGAGAGUUUAAAAUCUGGAGAAAAGAAGAGUCUGAUGAAAAUCACAAUGAAGCAUUUACUUUGGGAGUUCCCCACAAUGUGAUUCCAGGAUCGGAAAGAGCUACCGCCUCAAUAAUAGGAGACGUAAUGGGCCCAACGCUGAACAAUUUGGACAAUCUUCUGCGAUUACCGUUUGGAUGUGGGGAACAGAACAUGAUCCAUUUUGCUCCGAAUGUUUUUGUUCUAAAAUAUCUGCAGAAAACUAAACAACUCAGCCCUGAGGUGGAGUGUGAAGCCACAGAUUACCUGGUGCAAGGUUACCAGCGCCAGUUGACCUAUAAAAGACAAGAUGGUUCAUAUAGCGCUUUUGGCGAGAGGGAUUCCUCAGGAAGUAUGUGGCUAACUGCAUUUGUCCUCAAGUCCUUUGCACAGUCCCGUGGGUUUAUUUUCAUUGAUCCCAAGGAACUGACAGCUGCAAAAGAUUGGAUCAUCCAGCACCAGAAGGAAGAUGGAUCCUUCCCUGCAAUGGGCAGAAUAUUAAAUAAGGAUAUCCAGGGCGGAAUCCAUGGCAAGAUCUCACUGACAGCCUACGUAGUUGCAUCUCUGUUGGAGACGGGCGUGACUUCAGAGGAAGAAAAAGCAGCAGUUGCUAAAGCCAAACACUUCUUGGAGUCCAACUUAUAUUCUGCAGAAGACCCCUACACCACAGCCCUGACUGCAUACGCCCUGACUCUGCUGCACAGUCCCUCUGCUUCUGUGACUCUGAGGAAAAUGAACAGCAUGGCCAUUAUGCAAGAUGGUUUUACACACUGGAGUUUAACGGGAACUCUGGCUACUGAUGAAGAUACGUUCAUGGGAUUUAAUGAUGGGCUUUCUCAGUCAGUUGUGUCUGCAGAGGUGGAAAUGACAGCCUAUGCACUGCUGACAUAUACACUCUUAGGAGAUGUGGCCUCUGCACUUCCAGUGGUUAAAUGGCUGUCACAGCAGAGAAAUGCCCUGGGAGGAUUCUCAUCCACUCAGGAUACGUGUGUAGCCCUGCAGGCUCUGGCUGAAUAUGCCAUUCUUUCUUAUGUUGGAGGAGUAAACCUUACCAUUUCCCUGGCUUCCACUAAUUUAGACUAUCAAGAGACAUUUGAGCUUAACAAGAUAAAUAAGAAAGUCCUUCAGACAGCUGUGAUCCCCAGCAUUCCCACAGGGCUGUUUGUGAGUGCCAAGGGUGAAGGCUGCUGUCUGAUGCAGAUUGAUGUCACAUACAAUGUACCUGACCCCGUUGCUAAACCAGCUUUUCAGCUUCUGGUUAACCUGAAAGAGCCCAAGUCAGAGCGUCACCAGCAAGCUCAGCACCCCCUGCAGCCUCUCUCUCCAGAGGAAAAUCGCUCUGAAUCCUCCCACAGGGAACGGGCUUUGGUGGAUGACGAUGACCCAGCUUCUGAUCAGGAUCACCAAGAGUACAAAGUGAUCCUAGAGACAUGCACUAGGUGGCUGCACUCUGGAUCCUCAAACAUGGCCGUCCUGGAGGUGCCCUUGUUCUCGGGGUUCCGGGCAGAUAUGGAGAGUCUGGAGCAGUUAUUAAUGAACAAGCAAAUUGGAUUAAAAAGAUAUGAAGUUGAUGGAAGAAAAGUUCUCUUUUAUUUUGACGAGAUUCCUAGCCAGUGCAUGACCUGUGUAAAGUUUCAAGCCUUCAGAGAGUAUAUAGUUGGGAAAACAGCCCCUGUUCCCAUCAAAGUGUAUGAUUACUAUGAGCCAGCAUUUGAAGCAACUCGUUUCUACAAUGUGAGCGAAAACAGCCCCCUUGCUCGUGAGCUGUGUGAUGGGCCAACAUGCAAUGAGGUGGAAAGUUCAGCUAGUCAGUGGGUUGGUUUUGUUCACUCUGGGCCAUGCAACAACAUUUUCGGCUGCCUGGAAGAUGAAUAUUUUGAGCAGUGUAUGUGCUCUAGAGACUGUGGCUAUGAUGGGGAGCCGGUGUGUGGGUCUGACGGGCUGAUGUAUCAGAACCAUUGCCAAAUGGAGGUAGCAUCCUGCAGGAAUAAUACAAGGAUAGAACAAAUUCCUAUGUCUCAGUGUUCUGCCUCCAAGAGUUUACCAGAAGAGAGGGAGAAUCCUUUCCACACUGUUGACCAGCCCAGUGUUCAGCAAACGCAAGCAGAAGAAGGCCCCGUGAUCCAGUCGGACCUGUCCUACUACUCCUACGAGUACGACCCCGACCCCUAUGUCUCUGAAGCGGAUGUCUUUGAGAUGGCAGCAGAGCUGACAACACCCAGCAGCGCCCCGAGGGAAGGGGACAGAAUUCAGGGAGUGGUGACCACAGCAGAAUGGGCAAGCAUGUUGCAGAGCUGCAGCUUCUUAACUACCAGCUAUUGCACAGCACUGAAAGGACAGAAGUGAUGCAUGUACCUGCAGAACCAAAGCACUCAGCAGUUCUAAGGAGUUCUGACUUACGAUGAGGUAGAAAUGGGCAGUUUGCUGGGAGGUUCCUUUUGUUUUGCUUUGAGGGGUGUGCUGACUGUAACAUGUCUGCUUUUGCAGUACAUUCCCUGAAUCCAGCUGCAGGUAUGGUCAGCGGUUUGUGGGGAGCAGAGUUGGGGGUGGGGAAGCUCUUGGUUCUCUGUGGAGCUUGUAAAAGGAGCAUGGAAUUCCAGUGUGGGAGUUUCCAGUAUUUUAUUAAUACCCUGCCUUCAAGAGACAUGGAAAUCCUUUUUCCUGGACUAAAGCCAGGCUGUCUUCAUAACCAGUAGAGAGAGGCAGUACUAUUCAGAGGACUCACAAGUGUCAAAAGCCAGAGCAGCCUGUACAAGUGGUGAAUGUUCUUCCCAACAAGGGGCUGAUGACUGUUAAUCACCGGCAUGCUCUGUUAAUCACCAGUCAAGAAAGACCUUGCUUGUUAGAGAAGGUGACAUGUCACCUCCUUCUAGCAGAGCACUUAGCAUGAGCAAGCACUUUCAAAGAGAGCUCUCAGUGCUUUGCAAAUGUUCUCGAAUUUCACUUUGUGAGUAUCCAUCCUCCCCAGUGCAGAGGGGCAGAGAUGGACUUCCUUGUUUCAGGGUGGCAAGCUAGUGAGUAGCAGAGGCAGGAGUAGGAUGCAGGAGGAUAUCGUCUCACUUCAUAGCAGUCACUGAGGCCAGAUGCAUUCUCUGCACCCCUGGGAUAAAAUUACUUUCACUGGACCUGGAGUCCUGGCACAUCCGUGAAGGGGGUUUGCAGGGAAGGAGCCUCUCAGUUUUGCCUGGUCAUGUGCGGAUGCAAGAUGCAUGCGAACAAACUACCUACCAGACCAGUGGCUCUGGUCAGUGUCAGGGUGGCAACCGGGUGGUUCAGCUGGUUUCCCUGGACAGCUUUUAAUACUUAGCCAGCCUUUCCCACCCCCGACUCUUUUCCCUUUCCUCCCUGAGCCACUGCCAUUAUACAUGCCGAAAGUGCAACAUCCUCCAUCGGGCCUUGAGGUAGAAGGAAGGUCCACCAGGGACCUUGAUUAGUAGGAUGUCUUGAGUGUUCAAGUAACCCUGAGACUGUCUAGGGCAGAGGGGAGUGGAAGCUCCUAGCUCCUGUCAGGGCCACCCAAGGUUGAGGGGAUGAACUAGGGGAGAAGCAUCUAAUGGCCUCAGUCUGGAGCGGCAGCCAACAGCCUGUCCUCGUUAACAAAAGAAAUCAGCAUGGUAGCCAUGCCGGCAACAGCAGGAUGGACAAGCAUGGCACAAACCUCUUCACUCACUAAGGGAUUCAGAUGGCAGCUGGGAACCAGGGUGUGGAGUGCCUGAGGGAUGCAGUGAUAGCAGUGAGAGUGGCUGAAGGAGAAGCCAUGUUUUGUUCCUGUCUGCAUACAGCUGACUCCACCUUGUUUGUGCUUUGAGCCCUGCAGGAGUGCCUAAGGCCCAGAGAAACCCCCCUCCCUCUCCUCCCUGCCCUGGACUAGCUGCCAG
Molecule: messenger RNA, 7302 nt
Organism: Alligator sinensis (Chinese alligator)
Lineage: Eukaryota; Metazoa; Chordata; Crocodylia; Alligatoridae
Gene: CPAMD8
Product: C3 and PZP like, alpha-2-macroglobulin domain containing 8
Exons: 44
Coding region: 365-5770 (1801 amino acids)
Cellular component (GO): extracellular region
Molecular function (GO): endopeptidase inhibitor activity; protein binding
Source: RefSeq, a predicted model, not a curated record